This is a messenger RNA of Ostreococcus lucimarinus CCE9901, 585 nucleotides long. RefSeq lists its product with no specific name. Bases 1 to 585 code for a protein of 194 amino acids. Lineage: Eukaryota; Viridiplantae; Chlorophyta; Mamiellophyceae; Mamiellales; Bathycoccaceae. The record is from RefSeq and is a predicted model, not a curated record. The transcript has a single exon. Gene Ontology annotation, cellular component: Golgi apparatus.
AUGUCCGUCGACGCGGCGAGCGCGAGCGCGGGCGCGGGCGUCUUCGGCGCCGUCGGUCGGGUGAAGGAGUCGGCGCAACACGUCUGGGCGCAACAGAAACCGAUGAGUGAAAUAUUGGAUGCGUCGGCGUACGCGCGUCCGGUGAGUUUCGGCGACGCGACGUCGAGGAUGCAGAAAAACUUAAACUACUUCAGAAUCAACUACUUGGUCUUCGCGAGCGCCGUGCUCUCGCUCUUUGUGUUGUUUCAUCCGAGCUCGUUGGCGAUUUUUGGCUCCGUCGCCGCGGCGUGGGUGUACGUGUUUUCCGUUCGCAGCGAACCGCUUAAGAUUGGAGAUAGAGAGUUGAGUCAUCGCGAGACGUUGAUGGGAAUGUCCGCGCUGAGCGCGUUCGUAAUCUUCAUGCUCACGAGCGCGGGCACGGUUUUGUUUAGCGGCCUCGGCGUGGCGUUGCUCGGCGUCGGCGCGCACGCCGCGGCGCGCGUUCCGGACGAUUUGUUCGUCGAGGACGCGAACGACAAUAAAGGAUUCUUCUCGUUCUUAGAGCCUCCUUCGCGUAACGGUCAGGUUUCGUCGGGCACCGUGUAA